Messenger RNA from Acanthoscelides obtectus, 2674 nucleotides. Lineage: Eukaryota; Metazoa; Arthropoda; Insecta; Coleoptera; Chrysomelidae. The record is from the annotation of a GenBank genome assembly.
GGUUAGGUUGUCAGGCUGUCAAGCUGACAAUUGUUCAAAUCAAAAUAUGGAUUUAUGGAUUAAAAUAAAUAUAAUUCAAUUAUGAAAUCCUUGAAACUUUUCAACAAUGUACCUGAAAAGAUACAUUUUGUCCAUAAUUUACCUGAUUAUACUUACGAUUUUCCAUGCAUUUAUCGACUAUUUGGACUUUACGGAGUAUUUCACUUCCGAAAGCUCCAUGGAAGUUGAUUUUACUGAGAAAAUAUAUGAUUAUAUUGUAGUUGGAGCUGGGUCAGCUGGCGCUAUAGUUGCUAGAAGGUUAGCCGAAGACAAGAAUGUGGAUGUUUUGGUACUUGAGGCUGGAAUACAUGCAACUAAACUACUAGAGAUACCCUCACUAGGUGUUGUUUUACAAGGGACCCAGUAUGACUGGCAAUACAAGACUGUACCACAAGAAACAUCUUGUUUUGCUUUAAAUGACAAUGUAAGCCACUGGCCAAGAGGGAGGGUUGUUGGUGGUACAAGUAUGUUGAAUAAUCUAAUUUAUAUAAGAGGACAUGCUUCUGACUAUAAUGAAUGGUUUCAAGAUAAAGAAGGAUAUGACUAUACCAAAGAUAUUUUACCAUAUUUUGAAAAAUUGGAGAUAUCCUCAGGUAAUACUGCAGGCUCCAUAUUUGUUGAUGACUUACCAUAUAUAACCGAAUUACCUGGGGUACUACUUAAAGCUGUGAAGGAGUUGGGCUCCAAGGGAGCAAAUAAUAUAAGGACAGUUAAACAAGGUUUUGGCAUCCCAAAAGUAAACGUUAUUGAUGGAAAGCGAUGGACAAGUGCUAGUCAUUUCAUAUACUCCAAACCAUCAAAUGUUCUGCUUCGCACAGACGCGAUGGUAGAUUCAAUUCAAUUCCAUGACAACUUUGAGGCGUAUGGCGUUGAAUUUUUGUACUCUGGAAACAAAUAUUCAGCAAAGGCAUCUAGAGGGAUCAUCAUAUCAGCUGGUGUUAUAAAUACGCCAAAAAUACUCAUGAUGUCAGGUGUGGGUCCAAAGAAACAUUUGAAGGAAUUGGGAAUAGUUCCAAGAAUCGACCUACCAGUUGGAGAAAAUUUGCAAGAUCAUAUCACUACUGGAUUUGAUCUUGUAUUAUUGAAUAAGACUCUAGAUAUUGGGAUUGGAACAAUGUUAUCACCUUCAUCCCCUUUGAAUUAUUUCCGAGAAGGUAGAGGCCCUUGGACUACUAUUGGUUGCGAACUAGUUGGUUUCAUAGAAGCAUCUAGAAAGAUCCCUUACGAAAAUAGUUCCAACAGGCCAGACUUGCAACUGAUGAUAAUGCCACUGGGAAUUGUGGAAGAUACAGGAUUUCAUCUUAGGAAAUUGAUGGGUAUAAGUGAUUAUUCAUGGAACAGGUACUUCGCUGCCCUAUAUAAUGAGAGCACAGUUACCUUCUUACCAGUACUGUUGCAUCCUAAAAGUAGAGGAUACAUUAGACUGAGGGACAAGAACAUUGAUAGUAACCCAGUGAUUAAUCCAAGGUAUUUGAGUCGUAAAGAAGAUGUAGAUUUGCUAGUGAAGGGCGUUAGAUAUAUUCAGAGACUGAUAGCUACAAAGACAAUGCAUAAGUUUGGGGCUAGAUUCAAUAGCAUUAUUUUCCCAGGCUGUGAAUCUCAUGAAUUCGACACAGACUCCUACUGGGAAUGCUAUGUGCGACAUAUGACUAUUACAUCAUACCACCCUGUAGGAACCUGUAAAAUGGGUCACGAAAAAGAUAGCUCAACAGUACUUAACUAUAAUUUUGAAGUCAAAGGUACGAACAAGCUGUUUGUGGUGGACGGAUCAGUGUUGCCAACAUUGCCCAGUUCAAACCCAUAUGCCAGUAUUAUGAUGUUAGCUGAAAUGGCUAGUGAUAUCAUUAAGGCCAAAUAUGUUUUUAGUUAUUCAACAUGUGAUUUCAUGGAAGUUUUUAUCAAGAAAAAUGUCUGUUAGGUAUAUAGGUACCAUAAAUAGUUGUUAAUUUUACUGACAGAAAUUUAUGAUUAUUUUACGUUUAUGGAAAAAUCGUAUGUAACGCUAAAGAUUGAGGUAUUAUAACUUUAUAUAUCUAUGUAUACAGACUAUUGAAACCAUACAUGUUGUUUAUACAGUAGCCUUAGUCAAGUUAACGUUAUUUGUUAUAAGUUGCCGACGGUACACGUGGGCGUUAAAUUAUCGCUCUGUAAACAAUGCGCGUUGAUACGCGCAAUUACUUGUUCAGACGAGACGCGUUUCAUCGCCCAUCCAAUUCGACGCGCUGCAAAAUGCGCCGUGUGUACGCCCAUGUGUACUGGCAGUUAAUAUUGACCUUGUCUAUAAUCAUAACUAAACUUCAUAUAUUUUAAAAGACAUAUAUUCCCGAUAACCUACCUUGCUUGUCUGGCCAACAAAAUCACAUGUAUUGACAGAAUGAUCUUUACUGUAAAUGUUUCAAUCACAAAGGUAAUCUUCAGUACAAUGACAAUAUUUUGUAUCUGUCAUUGUAGCUUUGUGAAUGAAACGUUUACAUUAAAGAAGAUUCAUGUGGUUUUGUUGGUUAGACAGGCAUGGGGGAUUAUCGACAUGUAAACUACAGGAUGAGUUUCAAAUGUUACUUAUAUUCUAUAAUGAACAAUUUUUAUAUUAUAUACAAUUUGUUGGCUUAAAUACACCGUUUAUUUAAAACACUCA